UCCCGCACCAUGGCUUCCUUACUGCUCAGGACCCUCCUCCCACUGCUAGCCUCCAUCCAGGGCUGUUUGGUCCUUAGCUCCAAGAUUGUGGGUGGCAGACCUGCCAUCCCCCACUCUCGGCCCUACAUGAUCUCCCUACAGCUUCUAGGGUCCCACAUCUGUGGGGGAACCUUGAUCCACCCUCAGUUUGUGAUGACAGCAGCCCACUGUGUCAACAAAAUGAACCUCCAACUGAUGAUGGCAGUAGCGGGAGUCCAUGACCUGAAAAACCCUGAGCCCUCCUGGCAGACGUUUAGCAUCCAGCGUAUCUAUUUAAAUGACUAUAACGAAAAGUACAUACUCAAUGACAUCGCACUCAUUCAGCUGGACCGUCCGGCCACUCUGAAUGCCAAUGUCCAGGUGGCUCCACUCCCAACACAGGGCCAGCCACUGCUGAUGGGGACCCGGUGCCUGGCCAUGGGCUGGGGGCGAUUGGGAACACAGUUGCCCAUCCCCAACAUCCUGCAGGAACUGAACGUCACCGUGGUGACCUUCGAAUGCCGGAGGCAUAAUAUCUGUACGCUGGCACCCCGUCAGCGAGCAGGCAUCUGUUUCGGGGAUUCUGGGGGUCCCCUCAUCUGCCAGGGAGUGGUCCACGCUGUGGACUCCUUCAUCAAAGGUGGGUGCGCCUCUCAGCGAUUUCCAGACUUCUUCGCCCGAGUAGCCCUUUAUGUGGACUGGAUCAAGUCUAUCCUGCAAAGUGUGGAGGAGGAGGAGGAGGAAGAAUGGCAAGCUUCAGGCAGCCCCGUGGGCAAAGCCUUCCCCUGGGAGCCUCCCCGCCAUCAGCUCCUGGGUGCCACACCCCCCAGCCCCAGCCACCGUUUGCUCUUGCAUCAGACAGGGACCGUUGGAACUGGAACAUCUUUGGAGGAGUUUGAUGCCAGCUCCUGGGGGGGCCCUAGGGCUACUGGGGCCAUGAGCUCCCCGGCAGAGGCCAUCAGAGGGAUUUAG
Molecule: messenger RNA, 990 nt
Organism: Vombatus ursinus (common wombat)
Lineage: Eukaryota; Metazoa; Chordata; Mammalia; Diprotodontia; Vombatidae
Product: myeloblastin-like
Exons: 6
Coding region: 10-990 (326 amino acids)
Biological process (GO): proteolysis
Molecular function (GO): serine-type endopeptidase activity
Source: RefSeq, a predicted model, not a curated record